AAACUAAGUACUGAUGUGUUAUGUCUGUGUGGACUGUUUUCUGUCUAGUUCUAUAUACUCAAAGUCAAAGGAGUGAAUGAAUAGAUACUUAGACCUUUAAUUACUUUGAGAUCUCUGACAUGGCUCUAAACUACGGGAGCCAAAUCAUAGAUAUUGACGCUUUUGAUACGUCGAUGGAUGUUGACGCCGUGGGAAACCGUGGCCACCGCUAUGGAAAGGCAUCCCCAACAGCUGGGGCAUACAGCCAACAAGGAUCUGGACACGCGCACGGGCAUCACGGCCACGGGCACGGGCAUCACGGCCACGGGCACGAUCAUACUGGUAUUAACGGUGGCAGUGAUUCUGUCCACGGUACUAUUCAGCCUUUCUCCAGACCUCAGCAUGGUAUAAUCUCAAGGAUAAUGACAGAGUUGAGAUCAGUCCUGAAGGAACAUAGAGCUAAAAGAGUCCUUAUGCUAGGAUUGAUGGGAACAUUGUGCAUUGUUACCAUGCUGCUGUGGUGUCAGUCAACCAACAGUAUAGCUUUGACAGCAUUCACCUACAUCAUAUUAUUUGAUGUUCUAUCUCUGGGGGUAUGUCUCAUCACUAUUUGGGUCACCAAGCAAAGACCUUCAAGCAUUUAUACUUACGGGUAUGAAAGAUUUGAAGUUCUGGCAGUUUUCUCUACCACGAUGCUUGCCAUCUUCGGUUCAAUAUUCAUUAUGAAAGAAAGUACGGAGAGGAUCAUUCAACCUCCAGAGAUCCACACAGGUCGUCUCAUGUUAGGAGCCAUCUUGGGUCUGUUCAGUCAUCUCGUCUUAUUGUAUGGGUCUAGGAACCAAGCCUUUAGUCAUGUCAGCACAGCAUCUAAGAGCAGCUGGUUGCAGGAACACUUUGCUGACAUCUGCCAGAGUUUUUGUACAGUCGUUCCUGGUUUAGAUCAUCUGUUGCUACCUCGAGUGAAUCCCUUCAUCUUGAUUGGACUAUGUAGUAUGUUAUCUCUCUGUGUAACAGACUUCCUGGUCGAUAUGAAUAAUUUUCACAUGGCAGACCCCCUAGCAGCCCUGUGCAUAGCUAUGAUGACAGUAGGAACCAUGUUUCCUAUGAGUGUAUACUCAGGCACUAUACUGCUACAAACCACACCUGCACACAUACUGGGACAACUCGACAAAAGUUUGCGAGAGGCAUCCACACUAGACGGUGUACUGGAAUUUCGCAAUGAGCACUUUUGGACAUUAUCAUUUGGUCAACUGGCAGGGUCACUUAAUGUCAGAGUGAGAAGAGAUGCUGAUGAACAGAUGGUCCUGGCUCAUGUGUUCAACAAGCUUUCUCACCUAGUUAACAUCCUUACCAUUCAGAUCAUCAAGGAUGAAUGGACUCGCAUCAACCCUGUCUCCACUACCAUCGGCUCUAGCAGAACAACCCUCCAAGACUUCACCCCAGGAGUGUCUACUCCUAAGUCUCAAUUCAAAUCAGUUGCAUCAUCUCUUCCACCUCAUAUGACAAACAAUACCUUGUAUGGUGCAGGAAAUCCAUAUUCUCCCACGCCACCGCUAAGAGCACAGAGCACCCCGUAUGGAACGCCACUCAAAGACAUCAGUUUCAAUUCAGACAUGGAUAACGUACCAUCGCAUGAUGUUCCAUCACCUGUAAUGGCUGAUGCUAAAUUAAAAGGAAUACUUCGGACAAACCCAAGUGGCGCGUAUGGAGGGAGCAGACAAGGACAGCAGUUUACCAAGAAUGACUGGACAGCACAAAGUUUAGCACCCAUUAGUUCAGGGAGUGCUGUCAUAGAUUUUAGUACCCUAGGAACUGGGAAUACUUUUCCUACAUCCAUUAACUCGAGAACUAAUGUGAGAAGGUGAAACAACUUUCAUGCAUUUUAGAUGCAGAUAUAUUAUUUAGAGGUUUAGCUUUUUUCUUUGUCACAAAUAUAAAAGUUAUUUUUUUUAUGGGAAUGAUUUAUAGUAUCUUCUUCAGAAACUGGUUUGCUUAAUUUUUUAAAUACUACUUUGAAGAUAUUCACAAUAUAGUUUUAUUUCCGGAUAUUAUAUUAAUAUCUUUAACGUGGCUUAAACGCACAGAGGAAUAUUGAACAUCAUGCUAUGUUGUAGCUUGUAUUCAUUGCUUUAUAUUUAUUAAAGAGCUUUACUUUAAGUUGGCUUUGUAUCUGGUUCUGAAAUAGUACAGGUAUGUAUGAGGUUAACAAAUAUUUGAAGUGUGCUAGUAUUAAACUGAAUUUUAUUAUGGUCAUACUUGACUCUGAGCAUCAGUUCAUGAAACUGUCCUGUAAGAACAAGAUUACCUACAUGUACAUCCCAUUGAAACAGGUGUAUUAGAAUUAAAAAGCCUUUCAUAAUAUGUCUAAGUAAACCUGUCCUUUGUGAGGUGAUACUCCAUAACAGGUUUGGGAUUCACAAACAUUAAAGAUAAUCAUACUGUGCAUGCAGGUUAAAUGGGAAAACUCCAUUGAUUUGAUCUCUUUUGAAAUAAUUUGUUUAUCAGUAUAAUGCCAGGUUCUGCACAGGCGAUGAUCAUUCUUGCAUGUUUAGUUGGAGAUACAAAAGAUGUUUUGAAACACAGUUAUGUUAAAAACCCAUUUCAUUCGUUUGUCCACUUUUGUGCAAAAUUCAUUUGAAGUUUUGAUGAAGCAGGAAAAUUUGAGAAAGAGGUUUCAGUUCUUGCUCUCUAAACAGUAAACACAAAUGCCAAUUUGUAAACCGGUUCAAACCUUUCAUUAUCCUGUUUAAUAUUGGGUUAUUUGGUUUGAUCCUUUUUAAAGUUUUUUAGAAUCUUUCCAGUGGCCCAUGAAUAAUAUAUGAAACAAGUAAACAAAGAUGCCAAAUGGAUUUACAAAAGUGAUGAUAGACAAAAAAGUGCAGAAUGCUAAUUUAGAAAUAUAUUGAAAGCGAUGAUAAAUCUUAAAUUUCUUCUGGUUUUACCUGAAUCGACCAGUUAUAAGAUUCGAUCAUGUAAGGUGAUUUUUAAAAACAGUUAAUAUAAAACCAUGUCACCAAUACUGGAUGUGACUUUCCAGGGAUAAUGGAGAUAUGAAAUGCAAAGACUUUAUAGUAAUUUUCUGCUAGUUAAAAGUUAUUUAGAGUAAUUCCUAUGCGACACUCGUGUCCUAAUCAUGUUGAAUUCAAAUAAAUGAAUUUUGAUUUUAUAUUUUGAAUGUUUAUUCUCCAUCUUCCAUUGGCAUUGCAAUCUUUCAGAUAUCUUUUUAAAACGUUUUUCUUUUAGGGGUCAUUUUAUACGGUAAAGCUCAAAGCCUGUGAAGCGCAAAAGAGAAAGCAGUCAAAUAUGCAUUGUGUUUUUAAAAAACAAAAUAUGGUGAUACAUGUAUCUUGUAAUAAAUCGUGCAGUUUUUGUCGUUCUUUCUAUCAUUCAUUUAGUUGUAAAUCUACCACAAGGUUUGAGUAUAUGAAUUCAAAUUAAAGUGUACCAACCACCUACAAAAUAACUUGUGCACAGCUAGAAUUUAUAAAAUCAACCUAUACAAAAUUACACAUGGCAUUCUAUGGGGUGAUGGAUAGGAAGAAAAAAGAAAAUAAUGGAUAACAUAAAACUGCCCACACGGAACCCAAGUCAAACUUACGUUCCAUGAGGGUCCCAUAUUAUGCAAGAGUGUAUGGAUGCUUCGAGUACGUUGCUUCUAUGUCGAGUGCGAGUGUAUUUAAACUUGCACUAUCUCUUUGCAGAAGUAUUAUUUGAAGCUCAUAUUUUGACUAAGGUAUAGUAUUACAGAAUGGAAAUACGAACAUACAAAACAAAAUAUUAUUUGGUGAUUAGUGCACUUGAAUUUAAAGAAAUAUUUUAGAAAGUGUUGUGUGUUUAAUAAUGUGAUCUUAAUGCAUGAUGCAUGUGUGAGGAGGGAAUAUGAGACUUGCCAAUAUCUUACCAUACCAGCCUCCAUCUCUCAGCCAUUUUUGUUUGUAUAAACUCGGUAUUAAAUAUGUGUGGGAUAUAUAAGAUAAUGAAUUAUGUGGUUUGUAUUGAAGAAAAUUUCAUGGAAAUGGAAUGACACAAAAUAAUAGUUCUCAACAUUUCAAUUAAUUAUCAAAAAUAGGAGAUACUUGACUUGACUUCACUUGGUAACUACAGAUGAUAAUCAGUAUGAAGUAUGACAUUUGUUCAACUAAUACCUAUUAGUUACUAGUUACCGGUAGUCUUAAUCUAUUCUGGGAUGUAGUAGUUUAUAUUUGUGAGAAGCAGGUUCAGAUGUUAAGAAUCAAGUCUCGUACAUAUACGAUGCGCUAAACUGUUGUGGUAACUAAUUAACUGAAUGGCAACUGGGGAUGAAAAUGUUUAGCUGCAUGUGCAAAAGGUCCCAUGUGUACUCAUUUCCUGUGUGUUUAAUACAAGAUACAAAAAUGUGAAGCGCCUGAAAAAGCCUGCAUGCUUUACCCAUGGAAUAGGCCAUUUUCCGAAUGUAAUCAAAUUGAAUGCACAAAUCUUUGCUAUGUACCUUGUUACAUAUUAUUUCAUACACUUGUUACAAAUAAUCGGGAUACUUUGUAAAUAUAGGCCAUACACUGUCAUUGUUAGAAUUACAGUAUUAUGGUAUUAUUAUACAACAAUUGAUGCAUGCAAUUUGAAUUCUGACUAUUGAAAUACAAUGACCCGGUAUUUGUAACGGGUGAAUGAAAUAAUUUGUAACAAGGUACAUAACAAAGAUUUGUGCAUUCAAUUUGAUUACGUUAUGAAAAUGGUCUAUUCAAGUAUAAUAUUAUAGUACAUGUGAUAGGAGAGAUAUCAAUGCUCAAACUUGAAUUGCAGAUCUAUUUUUGGAGGAGUUUAGUUAGAUAGAAAUUAUGGAAGAAAGUGGCCGACUCUCUUUUCAGAAUGUUUAGUACAUGUAUUAGAUUUGAUUCUUUCCUGGAAAGAUUUGGUGUAUUGAUUCAAAUGAAGACUUGACAGUAAGCAUGUGAUUGUUGUUAUAAGACCAUGAAUGCAGGUCAUGUUCCUUUACCCCAAAUCUAUCUCAAUGAGUAAUAUCUUUUGGAAAAUUGAUUUCUAUAAUAAAAUAUAUGAAACACAA
Messenger RNA from Strongylocentrotus purpuratus (purple sea urchin), 5020 nucleotides. It is a transcript of the gene slc30a6, whose product is annotated as zinc transporter 6. Gene Ontology annotation, biological process: monoatomic cation transport; transmembrane transport. Gene Ontology annotation, cellular component: membrane. The transcript is spliced from 10 exons. The record is from RefSeq and is a predicted model, not a curated record. Lineage: Eukaryota; Metazoa; Echinodermata; Echinoidea; Camarodonta; Strongylocentrotidae. Bases 120 to 1844 code for a protein of 574 amino acids. Gene Ontology annotation, molecular function: monoatomic cation transmembrane transporter activity.